AUGGGCAGCUCUAAGACCGACUUCCCACCGAUCCGUGCAUGCAUCUUCGACGUUGACGGCCUCCUGAUCGACUCUGAGGACGCUUAUACCGCCGUCACAAACACCAUCCUUCGGGAGAACAAUCGUCCGGACCUGCCUUGGAAAAUCAAAGCCCAGCUUCAAGGAAGACCCGGUCCUGAAGCCGGACGUAUCUUUCACGAGUGGGCAAAGCUGCCCAUCUCAUAUGAAAAAUUUGUGGCUCGGAACACAGAACUCCAGGCUGAAGCCUUCAGACAUUGCAAACCGUUGCCGGGAGUCGAAGAUUUGCUGAGGAAAUUGCAAAAUGCCAGGCCAAAGGUUCACAUGGCUCUUGCAACAAGCAGCAUCGGGAAGAAUUUUGAGAUCAAGACCGGGUCGAUGAAGGAAAUGUUUUCUGUGUUCGCCGAGGAUCAGAUCGUGACAGGUGAUGAUGACAGAGUACCGAAGGGUAGAGGCAAGCCGUUGCCAGAUAUAUAUCUGGUGGCCCUGCAGACAAUUAAUGAGCACAUCAGGAGGACGAGCCCGGAAGAAUCGGAAGUACAACCUGAAGAGUGUAUCGUCUUCGAGGAUAGUGUGCCUGGGGUAGAAGCCGGAAGGAGGGCAGGAAUGAGAGUGGUAUGGUGUCCAAAUCCGGGUCUUCUGAACGAAUACCAAGGGCGAGAAAAGGAAGUGUUAGCAGGCAAGACGGGGGAACAUAAAGAAGAGGAAAUAGAAAGACACGGGACAAGCACCAUAAAGGGCAGUCCCGGCCAUGUGGGUGAGAUUGAUGACGGGUGGGCGGAAAUGUUACAGACAUUAGAAGAAUUCAGAUAUGAGAGGUACAAAAUAGAAGUAUAG
Messenger RNA from Endocarpon pusillum Z07020, 855 nucleotides. RefSeq lists its product as uncharacterized. NCBI's taxonomy places the organism in Eukaryota, Fungi, Ascomycota, Eurotiomycetes, Verrucariales, Verrucariaceae. The coding region runs from base 1 to 855 and encodes 284 amino acids. The record is from RefSeq and is a predicted model, not a curated record. The transcript has 2 exons. Gene Ontology annotation, molecular function: phosphatase activity.